Messenger RNA from Myripristis murdjan (pinecone soldierfish), 2382 nucleotides. It is a transcript of the gene mcur1, whose product is annotated as mitochondrial calcium uniporter regulator 1. Lineage: Eukaryota; Metazoa; Chordata; Actinopteri; Holocentriformes; Holocentridae. Gene Ontology annotation, cellular component: mitochondrial inner membrane; mitochondrion. The transcript has 10 exons. The record is from RefSeq and is a predicted model, not a curated record. Bases 349 to 1308 code for a protein of 319 amino acids. Gene Ontology annotation, biological process: positive regulation of mitochondrial calcium ion concentration; calcium import into the mitochondrion.
GUAUAGGUUUAAGUAGGUGAAGUUAUGACGUUCUCCUUUGUCUUCUGCUUCUUUUUCCAAAAGCUUUAAUACAAAUACAGAAUAGCAAUCAGAUUCAGAGGGAAUUUAGCCCAGAGUCACAAUAUUCUCAUCAGCAUCUGGACUUUGAAGAGACAUUGUUGUGGCUUGGGCCAAUUCAGAAGGAAACAACACACUGAUUUGGAUGAGCUCCGUCAAGUUAUUUCCUGGAAAGAGGCUGCGUGAGAGAGGAGGGGAAACGACACAGCAGUAAGAAAGAAACUUUGUUGCAACAUUGCUGUGAACUUAGCAGCGUCGUUCCCAAACUGUCCUGUUAGAAGCGGCUCGACCAUGCUCCAGACGCAGAGCUGCUCCCUGUGGAAAGCUUCCUUCUUCAGCCCUCAGCUCUGCUAUGAAGCCAUAUACAACAGCACUGGCGGAAUUCACACUUUGAUCCCGGCGAAAUUCAACUUUUCCCCGUUCAGGAGAAGUGUGACAGACGCGAGCAGUUCGCCAUGUCUCCAGUGUAUGAGCAGUCCAGGUUUUAAUGACACUGGCAGACCGCCAUGGAGACGAGGUCCUCGACUCACAACUAUGCACUUUCUCAAACGGACACGAGUGUUUGUAAGAGGGCUCAGCACAUCAAUCAGAGCCUGUCAGUAUGAUCUGAAAGCUGACAUGCCGAAGCCUGGAAGCCAGAAGCUCUUUUUUGAUACCCAUUCAGUAGUGCGACUGCUGGAAGAAAAUGUGUUUUUCCUGUGGACAGGUUUCAGCACUCAGCAGGCUGAGGUCAUCGUCAAACUGCUGGUGAGGACCACCAACUCCAACAUGGAGGCCAUUUAUAAUGACAUGGUGACCAAGGUGCAGCAGGAGAUUGUGUUGCAGCGGGUGAUGUCUCACAUAGCAGCAGUGAAGAAGGACAUGAUCAUCCUCGAGAAGAGCGAGUUUUCUACUUUACUGGCAGAGAAUGAGAAAAUCAAGAUCCAGCUCUUGCAGCUGAAGGUGCAGCUGGCUGAUGUGAUGAAUAAAGUGCGUUCAGACACAAUUUUGGAUAUGAAUUUGGAGAAAAGUCAUGUGAAAGAAAUGAAAGCAGAGCAUGAGAAGAAGCUGCUAGAAACACGAACUGAGAUUAUGGAAAUGACUGCAGAGCAGGAUCGUCACUUGGCUCAGACCAACAUGAAAAUAGACACUGAAGUGGCUGGUUUGAAAACCAUGUUGGAAUCUCAUAAACUGGACACUAUCAAAUAUCUGGCAGGUUCAGUUUUCACCUGUCUCACUGUGGUCCUUGGUUUCUAUCGCAUUUGGAUGUGAUCAAAAUAAUCAUUGAUUUAUGAUCAAUGACUGUGAUUACAGCUGUAUUUUCACUGUAGCCUCUGAACAGAUCUCUCACAUUUGGUCUGAAAAUUGCAGUUUCUCUUCUCCUGUUGCUGCAUUUCAUAUCAGAUCUGUGUAUGAGAUUGCUUUUAAAGUAAGAGGCUUAGACCUUCAGUUACUGAGCCUCCAUUCAGUCAGUUAUUCAGUCUAACUUAUCUUGAUUUUUUCAGCACUUGCUCUGGCUCUAGAUGCAGCCUCUGCAUGAAGUGUUUGUGUGGGUGAUUUUCAUUUGUAUUCCACCACAGCGUUGCUCAUGCUGCAAAACAGUUUAUCCCCACUUUCAUGCAAAACCUCAGGAACUUGCAAUGUGCACUUUUUAACAGUUGUUUUUAUUGGUAAUUGUAAAACACUCCUGUCAGACAUGCCUGCUUGUUUUCAGCCAAAACAAGGAGGUGAAUUUGGUGACAAACAGCUCAACAUCUUUUGUUAAACUUGCAGGAAACAAGAGUUGGUCAAAUUUGUAGUCAUGUUGCCGUGAUCAUACAAAAUUGCAAGAUCGCCCAAAAUUCACAGGGGUUGGUUGAAUUUGCGUUUAUUGUUAUGAUCACAACAUUGUGAAAUCCUUGAGGGACUGCUGGAGUCAAGUAUAAAGACGCACCAUCCGUCAAGGUUUCAUACAUAGCCUGUUCAUUGCAGUAUUUAAACAAAAGUAGACAAAAUGAAGCUGAAAUGGGCCUAAUCCUGAUUCACAUUUCGGAAAUUAUUAUCUUUCUUAUUGUGCCUUAAAAGGACAAGGGUUUUAUAUGUGCACUUCUGAUGCACAUGUGCAUUUUUGUGUGGGCUAAGGGCAAAGGAGUCACUGUAGAGGAAAUCAUGAAGAUAGUGGAUGGUAAUGUGACUCCUCUAACCACUCCACAUAUGAGCACUGAUAUAUAAACCUUAUUGUACUAAAGGUCAGUAACCUCAUGGUCUGUUGUUUAUGGAAGAAAUGUUAUAAUUUGAAAGAUUCUCAUUUGGUUGUUGUUGUAAAUAUUAAAAUUACAUGAAAUUGUCAAUAAAUGUAAUUAUUUA